Messenger RNA from Kluyveromyces marxianus DMKU3-1042, 495 nucleotides. It is a transcript of the gene SNX3, whose product is annotated as Snx3p. The coding region runs from base 1 to 495 and encodes 164 amino acids. The transcript has a single exon. Gene Ontology annotation, biological process: endocytic recycling; late endosome to Golgi transport. The record is from RefSeq and is a predicted model, not a curated record. Gene Ontology annotation, cellular component: early endosome membrane; retromer complex. NCBI's taxonomy places the organism in Eukaryota, Fungi, Ascomycota, Saccharomycetes, Saccharomycetales, Saccharomycetaceae. Gene Ontology annotation, molecular function: phosphatidylinositol-3-phosphate binding.
AUGAGUCCGCAGAGACAGUUUCAAUCAUUUACCACAACAGCAGAGUCUUCCCUUUCACAUACAAAUCAUAAGCAACUUUCGGGUGCUACGAUAUAUGACGAACCAGAGAACUUUUUAGAAGUCGAAGUAUGCAACCCAAAGACUCAUUUCCCCAGUGGUGACUCCAAGGGGAUGUAUACAGAUUAUGAAAUUAUAUGCAGGACCAACCUUCCUGGAUUUCCUAAGAGACAAAGUUCUGUCAGAAGAAGAUACAGCGACUUCGAGUUGUUCAGGAAAUUAUUGAUAAAAGAAUUACAACUUAGUAACCAUCCUAAAGUUUCAGUGCCACAUUUACCAGGCAAAAUAGUUCUGUCAAAUCGUUUCAGUGAUGCUGUUAUCGAAGAAAGACGUCAAGGUUUACACAAAUGGCUAGGAUCGGUAGCUGGGCAUCCUUUAUUGCAAACAGGCUCUAAAGUCUUAAUUCGUUUUAUGCAAGAUCCCGUCUUCAACGGAUAA